CACCGAUUUUGCAUUCUUGGAUUUAAUCAUGAUUGCCCGCGUAAGGCCAGUGUCGUCCAUUCCCCGCCGGGUGAGGUCACUCUCGACCGCGCGGGGUUCCUUAUCUGGACUCAAGAUCAACAGCGACCGGCUCCAAGAGACGAUUCAUCAUACCUGCCAAUGGGGUGCAGCUCACCGAUACGGAAAGUCUGUGUUCGGGCGUUUUUGUUUCUUUCGGCGCUUGAGUCGAUAUCAAAUGCUUACUGGUACGAUGGCAGGGGUGCGACGGAGACGGGUAUGGCCAGACUGGCGCUGUCCGACGACGAUGCUCGCGUUAGGAAAUGGUUCGCCUACGAAACAGCCAGCCUUGAUUGCGAAUUGGCAAUUGACGAGAUGGGAAACAUGUUUGCGAAACGCCAGGGGGCGCUCAAGUCGUCGGCUCCGAUGACAGCCAUGGGAAGCCAUCUUGACACUCAACCCCGCGGUGGCAGAUAUGACGGCAUUCUAGGCGUUCUAGCCGCUGUCGAGGUAAUGAGAACGCUGAAGGAGAACAACGUCAAGACGCAGUUCGAUGUUGGCAUCGUCAACUGGACCAACGAAGAGGGCGCCCGCUUCCCGAGAUCCAUGAUGUCCUCGGGCGUCUGGGCAGGUGAGAUCUCGCGGGAAAAGGCCUGGGACCUCACCGACAUCUUCGACCCCUCCGUGACCGUCAAAUCCGAGCUGGAGCGACACGGCUACGUUGGUCCCCUCACCUGCUCGAGCGACGCAUCAUCCGGGUACCCCCUCGGCGCGCACUUUGAGUUGCACAUCGAGCAGGGCCCCAUCCUAGAGGAGAAGGGCAGAAAGAUCGGCGUCGUGCAGGGCGCGCAGGCGUACCGCUGGUUCACCUUCACCGUCAAAGGCCGCGACGCGCAUACGGGCACCACGCCAUUGACGUCCCGCAAGGACCCGCUGCUCGCGGCGUCAAAGAUGAUUGCUGCGUCCAACGCCAUCGCAAAGGAGCUCGGGGCGUUGGCGUCGACGGGGGUCAUCAAGAUCCCGCCCAGCUCGUCGACCAACACCAUCGUCUCGGAGGUCACCUUCACCCUAGACAUCCGCCACCCCGAAGACGCCGUCGUCCAAGAGGUGCAGAGGCGGUGCGUCGCGUCGUUUGAGAGGAUCGCCGGGGAGGAUGGCCGCGGGGUCGAGAUGCAGUGGACGCUCGAUACCGAUUCGCCCGCGGUCAAGUUUGACGCGGAGUGCAUCCAGGCCGUGGAGAGCGCGGCGAUUGGCCUUUUUGGGCCGGACGGCUGGCUGCCGUUGACGAGCGGCGCGGGGCAUGACAGCGUUUACACGAGCAAGCGGUGUCCAACUACUAUGAUUUUCGUUCCUUGCAAGGACGGCGUGAGCCAUCAUCCCGAGGAGUAUUGCAGUCCUGAAGAUUGUGCGAAUGGUACUCAGACCCUGCUUGAGGCCGUUGUAAGUUACGACAAUCUGAGGGCUAGCAGGAAGUGA
This is a messenger RNA of Colletotrichum orchidophilum, 1473 nucleotides long. Its product is annotated as hydantoinase/carbamoylase family amidase. Lineage: Eukaryota; Fungi; Ascomycota; Sordariomycetes; Glomerellales; Glomerellaceae. The annotation marks the transcript as partial. The record is from RefSeq and is a predicted model, not a curated record. Gene Ontology annotation, molecular function: hydrolase activity, acting on carbon-nitrogen (but not peptide) bonds, in linear amidines. The transcript is spliced from 3 exons.